This is a messenger RNA of Linepithema humile (Argentine ant), 1284 nucleotides long. RefSeq names its product guanine nucleotide-binding protein subunit beta-like protein 1. The record is from RefSeq and is a predicted model, not a curated record. Gene Ontology annotation, molecular function: protein binding. Lineage: Eukaryota; Metazoa; Arthropoda; Insecta; Hymenoptera; Formicidae.
GUGUCACUAGCUAAAAAGUCGCUAAGGUUUUCUCAUAGUUCUAUGUGGUUCUAUAAUGUUUCUGACAAGUUAAUACAGAUGGAGAUAGUUUGUUUGUAAUUGUUUGUGAUUGUAAAUGGAGUCGCGAAUAAAUUUUAUUUUGGAGUAACAAUUUAGAAAAAACUAAAUAAGACACAUUGAGAAUUUCUGGAGAAUAUUCACAAUGUUUUAUUGAAAUAAUAAUUUGAACAAUAUUUUAAAGAUAAAAACUGCAACAAUGCCUUCUGCACCUCCAGAUCCAAAAUUUAUAUUGCGUGGUGAUAUGGAUGAAAAUGUUUAUAGUUUGUUAUUUCGGAUUAAUUCAAAUGUAGAACAUCUCUAUGCUGGUGAUGGAAAAGGCACAGUUCAUAUUUGGGAUUUAAAAAUAAACAGGAUAAAGAGUCAGUUAUCAGAUGGAAAUAGUCCAUGUUUUAAUUUGCAUACAACUAAUGACACUAAUUUAAUAGUACAACGAAGAAAUGGUAUAAUAGAUAUAUACAGUGCAAAUGAAUCCAGUUGGAUAUUAAAUAAAAGCUUCAAUUAUAAAUACUCCAGUUUUUGCAGGUCACAAUUGUUACCUGAGAAGAAUGCAAUAUUGGUCCCACUUAAUUCUUCAGUAGUAGGAAUGUCAUCAUUGAAAACUUUAAAUAUGGAAUUGAAAUUAGAUCCAUUGAAACUAUCUUAUAAUAAGCUGGGUGAAGUGAUGGCGGUGAAACCAUUGAUGGAUAUGAUGGAUACUUUAGUUUUGACUGCUUACGAGGGUGGACAAUUAUUGUUGUGGGACAUGAGAAUGAAUAAUGUUCUUAGUUCUUUCGCUGUACAGCAAUGUCCCAUGACUUUGGAUUUUGAUACUUCUUUGAUGCAAGGAAUUCUUGGUGGUGGAUCAGAAAAAUUAGAGAUUUUCAAAAUAUCAUCGAAUCAUUCUUUGUCCCACAAAUCUACAAAAUUCUUGGAUGUUAAGGGCAUAUCAAUCCUUUCUGUAAGACCGGAUAAAAAAAUCGUUACAGCUGGUUGCUGGGACGGACGUAUAAUGUUAUUCUCUUGGAAAAAAACACGGCCACUUGCAAUAUUAAAAGAACAUAGAGAAAGUCUAUAUGACAUUGUUUAUUCACAGUGUGAAGUCAAAGCUUAUGAUACUAAGUGUUUUAUGGCGGCAACUGGCAAAGAUGGUUAUAUAUCACUGUGGGAUUUAUAUACUUAAAAAUUACAGAUGCACACAUUGCAAAUUUAUAUAAAACAAAUGUAUAAAAAUGUUUAUAUAUUGCA